Chelmon rostratus (copperband butterflyfish) is the source of this 6084-nucleotide messenger RNA. RefSeq names its product mothers against decapentaplegic homolog 4. Gene Ontology annotation, molecular function: RNA polymerase II cis-regulatory region sequence-specific DNA binding; I-SMAD binding; DNA-binding transcription factor activity, RNA polymerase II-specific. Bases 428 to 1960 code for a protein of 510 amino acids. The transcript has 10 exons. Gene Ontology annotation, biological process: anatomical structure morphogenesis; cell differentiation; regulation of transcription by RNA polymerase II. Gene Ontology annotation, cellular component: heteromeric SMAD protein complex. Lineage: Eukaryota; Metazoa; Chordata; Actinopteri; Chaetodontiformes; Chaetodontidae. The record is from RefSeq and is a predicted model, not a curated record.
GCUUGACCAUUGACACGAAAUCUGAGCUAUGACUGUGGUUUGAUUCGCGCAUGAGUUUUGAGGAUGUGAGACUGCAGCUUGCGGACAAGGACUUUUUCUUCACCAUGGUUUUGUAAACAGCGGGUGAAAUAUAUGAGGAUAAUCCCGCAAGUUUACAGGAUCCACACAGCCCCACCGCUGGCCCCGUCGGCACGGUAACUUGGUACAGAAGCAGGGCUCUUCUGCUAGCUGCCACACCAGCUAACUCCAGAUUUUGUCACCUGUCUUCCUGGUGCUGAGAGGUUUCUGGUCACAGGCACUACAGCUGAGUUGUUUUUUAUCAAUCCCCUGAAGACCACCAUCACCUCUGUCCUGGCUUCCUGAUUAUGUGAAAGUGUGUCAACCACAUACAUAUUCUCAGAAAGUGCAGUCAAAGAUAGAAGUCAAGAUGUCCAUCACCAACACACCUACCAGCAACGACGCCUGCCUGAGCAUCGUGCACAGCCUGAUGUGCCACAGACAGGGUGGUGAGAGCGAGACCUUUGCCAAGCGGGCCAUCGAAAGCCUGGUGAAAAAGCUGAAGGAGAAAAAAGACGAGCUGGACUCCCUCAUCACAGCUAUCACCACCAAUGGGGCCCAUCCCAGCAAGUGUGUCACCAUUCAGAGGACGCUUGAUGGACGGCUGCAGGUGGCUGGGCGUAAAGGCUUCCCUCAUGUUAUCUAUGCCCGGCUGUGGCGGUGGCCUGACCUGCAUAAGAAUGAACUGAAGCACGUCAAAUACUGCCAGUUUGCCUUUGACCUCAAGUGUGACAAUGUGUGUGUCAACCCCUAUCACUAUGAGAGAGUGGUGUCACCUGGAAUAGAUUUAUCAGGUCUGACACUGACCAGUUCUGGACCCAGCUCAGCACUGAUGGUUAAGGAUGAGUAUGAUUUUGAUGGGCCACAGAGUCUGCCUUCCAUCGAGGGAGGGCACUCCAUCCAGACAAUCCAGCACCCCCCGUCCGGUAGCCGCCCAGCCCCGUCUGAGUCAUUUGCCAGCCCAAACCUGCUCCCACCUGCUGAGGCCUCCACUUCUGCUUCAACAUCGUCUUUCCCUGCCAUCGCUGCAGGAUCAGGCAGUGCCAGCUCAACCUGGUCCAGGAACAGCAGCUUCACCCCCAACAUACCCCACCACACUAACGGUCAUCUACAGCACCACCCUCCUAUGCCACAUCCUACACACUACUGGCCCGUGCAUAAUGAGCUCGCCUUUCAACCGCCUAUAUCCAAUCAUCCAGCUCCUGACUACUGGUGCUCCAUUGCCUAUUUUGAGAUGGACGUUCAAGUUGGGGAGACGUUUAAGGUGCCCUCCUCUUGCCCCAUAGUUACAGUGGACGGAUAUGUUGACCCCUCAGGAGGAGACAGGUUCUGUUUGGGCCAGCUCAGCAACGUACAUCGCACUGAGGCUAUUGAGAGAGCAAGACUUCACAUUGGCAAGGGGGUUCAGCUGGAGUGUAAGGGCGAGGGAGAUGUGUGGGUGCGAUGCCUCAGUGACCACGCAGUGUUUGUUCAGAGUUACUACCUGGACAGAGAGGCAGGCCGAGCCCCUGGAGACGCUGUUCACAAAAUCUACCCUAGCGCUUACAUCAAGGUGUUUGACCUCCGUCAGUGCCACAGACAGAUGCAACAGCAGGCUGCUACAGCUCAAGCAGCAGCUGCAGCACAAGCAGCUGCUGUGGCUGGAAAUAUACCUGGGCCUGGAUCAGUAGGAGGGAUCGCUCCAGCUAUUAGUCUGUCAGCAGCAGCCGGUAUUGGGGUAGACGACCUCCGGAGGCUGUGUAUUCUCAGGAUGAGUUUCGUUAAGGGCUGGGGGCCCGACUACCCUCGCCAGAGCAUCAAGGAGACCCCCUGCUGGAUCGAGAUCCACCUGCACAGAGCCCUGCAGCUACUGGACGAGGUUCUGCACACUAUGCCUAUAGCAGAUCCACAGCCUCUGGACUGAGGUCUUUACAGCUGCAGCAUCACACUGCAACAUAUAGUUGCAGUGUGAAAGUCUUCCUCAGUGAACUGUUUUGCAUGGAAAGGCCAGUGAAACAGCUGGUGACACUGAAGCUGUACCACAUGGAAAAUACUUUCAGGUGUGUUUGAGGCACCUUUGUGCACUGUGGCCCCUACUUUUACUUUCUGAGCAAGAGUGACACUAAAAUGAGCCAAAGCCAUAUAUUAAAGAUAUAUUUGUCUAUAUGUUUAAUAAAUGGCUUUGAUUUGUGAUGACUAGAAUGAUGAACUGUAGGACUAGAAAAAGACGUCACAUAUAACUACAGUUAUAAAGCACCACAACAUACACAUAGAUGACCUGCAGAUCCCAUGAAACUGGAAUGUACACCAACCACUUGGCGUCCCCAGAGUCCACAACCACCAACUACUGACACGUUAGAUUCACCGAACAAUACAAGGACAUCUGAGCGCCCUGCGGCAGUCGGGGUGAGAUGCUGUGCAGAAAGGCUCUCAUGUCCACUGUCUGGGCACCAGAGCACUGCUGGUUUUCUGCUGUGUCAGUUUUCAUUGAAGCUGAUAACAGGACUGCUUUACACCUGGGAUGACGAGCAGGUUCAGUCAGCUGUCAGGCUGAGUAGAAAAGCAGCAGCACUCUGAGCACGACACCAUGCUGAUCCCUGCCUCUCAGCCACUGAACAGGACUGGGGACCACCCCUCUGGAUCCGGUCAUGCUAGACAUUCACAGCCAUCCACGAAUAUCACAGAGAAUGAAAAGACACACAGACUGUGGACUAUUGUUGGUCAGACAUUGUCAAACUACAGGUUUGGACCUAAGAGGCUGGCUGUGGAUUUGGUGGGUGUCUGAGGACAAAUCUUUUUUUCCCCACCCCCUUCUCAAAUCUCAAACAAUAUUUUGGACUGAAGGUUGAGCCGCAGUUGAAGUCAGACAAUAAUGUCCUCCACACCUCUCAGCUACACUAAUGCAGGUUUUUUAGGGGUGCUAUGACAUCGUUGCAUCCUACCCAUUGAUAAUACAAUAUAUCUGUUUUCACUGACUUACAGUGAUUAUAUCAAUUCUCCACUCCUUCAAAUAACCAUAAGUGAUGACAAGAUGCUCAUUGAAGUGUUCAUCCAUCACUGGUGACUCUCCACCAUGGUCGCCUCCAUCUGUUUCAGGUAUGUUUAUUGUUUUGGAGAACGCCCUCUUUUAUGCUGCCACAAAGAAUGAAUCUCAUACAGCUACUGGAAACUGUUUGCCUUUUUUCACUUUAACACUGAGAGUGAAAAACAGCUGCCUUUGGUUCAGUAAGAUUGGAGCAAGAAAGCAGAGAAGAGGAGGACAGUUGAUGUUCGGUGUCUGAGAUUUAAUCACAGGUCAAUGAACAGGGUUUAUCAAAGUUUUGGCAAACCAAAGUACUAAUUGCUCAGAAACAUGCUGUGAGUGUGGUAUGAUCAUGAGAGUGAGAUGUCCAGUCAGCUGCUGGACUUUGCCCCUGUUACUUUAAUUUUCAGGUUCCUUUAAUUGAUUUUAAUAUUAAUUUUACUCUUUUUUUUUUUUCUCCAAGCAUACCCGACACUCUCCAGUUGAGAAUCUUUGUACUAAAAUAUGUUAUGACUUGCAGCCCACUUAUAUACUACUUGAUCCAGGUCUCUUGUGUAUAGUUUACAAAGAUAAGAGAAUUUAAGACAGUUUCCCAGCAAUAUUGAUAUAUUUUCUUGAUUUUAUUUUGUUACUUUUAUUAAUUGAUUUGUAUUAUAUUUUUAGCACUUUACUUUUUUCCUCGUUUUUAAUUCAGUAACCCUUAUUGUGAGGUGGUUGUCCUGCGAUAUGAAUAAGGGAGUCAGUAGGCUGGUUUAUAUUUGAUGUAGGAUUGUGAGCAGAGGCAACAUUGUGAUGCAUUUGUAUUGAAAACAUAUGUAACACUAAGACACCUUUUUAAAAUCUGCUUUUGCCCUUUCACUCUGUAGGCAUUUACACAUCCGUAGGGUUUCUUUUGGCUGUUCUGAGUUGCAGUCCUUCUCUUUUUGAUUGCAGUUUUUUUUUUCUUUUUAAUCCAUGUAAAUAACUUUGUUUUGAAACGCAUGUCAAUGUUUGCAUGUUUUUUAAUGGCAAAUAGACCCCUUUAUCCUGACCCCCCUUUUUAAAAUGGAGUACUUCUUUUGCCCUGCAUUACACAGGGGGACUGGACUAUCUGAGGAGAGUAGAAACCAGUGCCUGCUGUAUACUGGUGUGUUGUGUGUUCCUGGUUUAUGAGAACAGCAUUAAAGGCACACAGGGGGAAAUAACUGUCAUAACUGAUGUAAAUUAACUAAUUUAAUGAUAUAAACGCAUCAUUUUAGCAGCUAAGCUCCUAAAGAAGGCAGCUUGUCUUCCAAGACCUAAUUUUGUACAAAUGCAGCAACUCAUCAGUUAUUAGUGUGCAGCCUGCGUUUGGAGGUAAAAUGAGUACAAGCAUAUUUUCUCUCUCGCAGGUGUUGAAACAGGUGAAGGUAGUUUGAGGCACAGAAAUCAUUUGAUUUAGACACGAGUCCCCUCUGCCCCGUCCUGCAUGUGAUACAACUGUUACUCUGUUUUUAAAGGCAUUUGUUAUAGAUUACACAUACAGUGGCAUGAGGAAGUUUGGGCACCCUCGGUCAAAAUUUCUGUUACUGUGAUCAACUAAGUGAGUAAGAGAUUACCUCAUUUCCAGAAUGCAUUAGGUUAAAGAUGACAGAUUCUUCAUUGUUUUAAGCAAGAUUGCCCUUUUAUUUCCAUCUUUUACAGUUUUAAAAUAACAUAAAAGGAAAAGGGCCAGAAGCAAACAUUUGGGCAGCUGCACAGUCAAUACUUAAUAGCACCCCCUUUGGCAAGUAUCACAACUUGUAAACACUUUGUUUGCCAGUUAAGAGUCUUUCAGUUCUUGUUUGGGGGAUUUUUGUCCAUUGUUUCUUGCAAAAGGCUUCUAGUGCACUGCUCUUUUCAGGUCUAUCCACAGAAUUUCAAUGAUGUUUAGGGCGGGGGACCGUGAGGGCCAUGGCAAAACCUUCAGCUUGAUCCUCGUGGUAGUCCAUAGUGGAUUUUGAGGUGUGUUGAUUUGCCUUUCUUGCAAACCUACGAGCAGUUCUCUCAGAGAGCGUUCUUGUUCAAAUUGACCUCCUCCUUGACUGUUCCUGUUAACUGCCUUUUCUUAGUUACAUUAUGAACUAAAGAACAGCUACAUGUAAACGCUUUUCUGUCUUCCUUUAGCCUUCUCCUGCUGUGCUGGCAUCAGUUAUUUCUCUUUUCAGAGUGCUAGGCAGCCAUGGGCUCCUCUAAGCGGAGCCCAUGGCUGCUGAUUGUUACAAGCAAGCCAGAAAGCUGAUUAAGGUAAAAGUUAUCUGAGAGCUCAAAUCUCUUGGAGUGUAAACUUUUUUCUUUUUUUUUUUUAACACUUAACUAUUUACACUAUCAGAAAUUUUGACCAGGGGUGCUCAAACUUUUGCUUCCACUGUAUUCAUUUGGAUCCACAUUUCAUUUACUCGCAAACUUCUGUUCCUGGUUGUUGUUGUUUUUUUUCACACCAAACUGUGAGAUGGAAUAUUAUUUUCUGGUAAUCUUGUUAAAUUCUUAAAAUGAAUUUGCAUUUAUGUUCCAGUUUUUUUCAUGCUGUCUUUGUAACAGCUGAAAUAGAAAAAGACAAAUUGUAUUUGUUCAAGGUUUAGUUGAAUUUGGGGUCUGUUUGUCACAGGAAAUGAUCCACUUUGCUAUUCAUUUGCUUUGCCCCUCUUUGCAUCCCAUCUUUGAUUAUUUCACUAUAAUUUGAAUGGUAUUUUCAAAAAAAAGUUUUUCCUACGUCAGGGAUUGAAAGAGUCCAACUUUGGGAUUUAUUCACAUGAUUAUGCAUCUGAUUGAUUGAAUGGCAGGAAACAGAAGAUUUUAUGAUUAUAUGUUUAACUGAAAGAAGUGAUUCUGAGUUCUGAGUUCUGAGAAAUAUGUUAUAUUCUGUUGUGCUUAAAGGUGGACAGAUGUUUUUAUAUUACUUGCAGUUAUUAUAGGAGCCUAAAGACACAGCUCAAUUGAGUUGAUGUUGACUACUAUGACAGAUUGCAGAUAUAAAUUUUACCUGUAUUUCUUAUGUGAGAGUCUGUAAUUAAACAUGGAGUGGUAUU